Molecule: messenger RNA, 712 nt
Organism: Python bivittatus (Burmese python)
Lineage: Eukaryota; Metazoa; Chordata; Lepidosauria; Squamata; Pythonidae
Source: RefSeq, a predicted model, not a curated record
CUGGCAAGGCAACUCCGGAGGGAGGACAUGAAGAGAGUCACCCUGUUUGUUAAUGGCAGCCCCAGAAACGGGAAGGUUGUGGCUGUUUAUGGAACAUUGUCCGAUUUGCUUUCUGUCGCAAGUAAUAAGCUUGGCAUAAAAGCAACCAGUGUUUACAAUGGAAGAGGUGGACUCAUUGAUGACAUUGCCUUAAUCAGAGAUGACGAUGUUCUUUUUGUAUGUGAAGGUGAACCAUUUAUUGAUCCCCAGAAUGACCUCAACCCUCUAGAAACCUUAACGGGAUCUCAUUCGGAUUGGAUCACACUCAAUGUAGGAGGACGGUACUUCACAACUACCCGGAGCACUUUAGUUAGUAAAGAACCUGAUAGCAUGCUGGCUCGCAUGUUUAAAGAUAAAGAUGCUUGGGGAAACAAGAGAGAUCACAGUGGAGCUUUCCUGAUUGACCGAAGUCCCGAGUACUUUGAACCGAUCUUGAACUAUUUGCGGCAUGGACAGCUAAUUGUGAAUGAUGGCAUUAAUUUUCUAGGUAGGUACCAGGACCUAAAAACAUUUUGUUGUCUUGGUUACAACCAUGCUUCUUCUCAGACAAGUCUAAAGCCAAGCUUCCUGAAUAGAGCAAAGGAUGUGGAAAUCCCAUGCAAACUUUUGGCAUUUUUGUAUGAACUUGGGUUUCUCCAGUCCUAGACCAACACAAUCAGAAUCUCAUAUCCAU